AGACGGACAAUGGGGCACUUCCCUCUCCUGGGGCACAAGCCCCUUGUGCGCAGGAGUAAACCUUUAAGAUGUCUCUCACCAAUAGAAGGCAAGUGAACACUUCAUCGCUGAAGAAAAUCGCUGCCGACAUGAGUAACUUAAUCGAAAGUCUGGACUCGAGGGAGCUGCAUUUUGAAGGGGAAGAAUUGGAUAGUGAUGUGGUACAUGAUCCAAAAGCUCCUGUGGGCAUUCCAUUCUCAGCCAUUUAUAACACUAAAGGAUUUAAAGAGCCUCAAGUGCAGCUCUACCUAAGCGGGUGUCCCAUCCGAGUACGUGUUCUAGAAGUGGAGCGUUUUACGUCAACAACCAAGGUGCCAAGUCCACGUGUUUACACCAUUGAGCUGACCCAUGGGGAGUUUACAUGGCAAGUGAAAAGAAAGUACAAGCAUUUUCAGGAGCUGCAUAGAGAACUCCUUCGAUACAAAGCUUUUAUCCGACUUCCCAUCCCAACACGGAGACACACUGUGCGGAGACAGACUGUUAAAAGGGAAGAAGCAAGACAAAUACCAAGUCUUCCACGCACCUCUGAAAACAUGGUCAGAGACGAUCAUCUCUCCAGUAGAAGAAAACAACUGGAAGAUUACGUCGCAAAUCUCUUAAAAAUGCCCCUGUACAAGAAUUAUCAUGGAACUAUGGAAUUCCUUGGUGUAAGUCAAUUGUCAUUCAUCCAUGAUCUGGGACCUAAAGGCAU
This is a messenger RNA of Thamnophis sirtalis, 730 nucleotides long. Lineage: Eukaryota; Metazoa; Chordata; Lepidosauria; Squamata; Natricidae. The record is from RefSeq and is a predicted model, not a curated record.